AUGUCAACAAAUGAUUCUGUUGUCUCAUCAACAUCAUUUUUUCAAUCAGAUGGAUGGUUUUUUUCUGUCUAUCUUAUUGCGACAUAUGAAAUUGUUUUUUGGUUAUGUAAUAGUUUUUUAAUUUAUAUUGAAAUAUUUGAUAUUCCAUCAAUCGAUCAAUAUCGUAUACAAAAACAAAAGAAAAAAUUACGUUUUCAAUCUGAUAUAGUUCAUUUAAUGAUUCAACAAACUAUUCAUCAUCAAAUAUCUUUAUUUUUUCUUACACCAGUUCUUUAUUAUAUUUUUAAUUAUUUUGGUCAUGUUGAUGUACAAGGGGUACGACCAUCAUGGUCGACUAUUCUUUUUCAAAUUGGUCUUUUUAUUCUAUCAGAAGAUACAAUUUUCUUUUGGACACAUUAUUUAUUACAUACACCAUGGUUAUAUAAAAAUAUACAUAAAAAACAUCAUGUUUAUAAACAACCAACAGGUGUGACUGCUGUUUUAAGUGAUCCAAUUGAAAGUAUAAUAAAUCAAUUUGCUGUUUGGUUUAUGCCUAUACUAUUGAAAGAAACACAUAUAUUUACAAUAUGUCUUUGGGCUGCUAUUCGAGUUUAUCAAACAAUUCUAGCACAUUCCGGAUAUGAUUUUCCAUAUAUUAGUACACAAUAUUGGUUCCCAGAUCUAAUGCCAGGUGCUUUAGCACAUGAUUUUCAUCAUCAACAUGGUAAAUGGAGUUAUGGAUCAUUUUUUUCUAUUUGGGAUCAAAUAAUGGGUACACAUAGACUUUCAACAAGUAAAAAACAAAUUAAUUAA
This is a messenger RNA of Rotaria sp. Silwood1, 792 nucleotides long. The record is from the annotation of a GenBank genome assembly. Lineage: Eukaryota; Metazoa; Rotifera; Eurotatoria; Philodinida; Philodinidae.